Molecule: messenger RNA, 2922 nt
Organism: Anopheles maculipalpis
Lineage: Eukaryota; Metazoa; Arthropoda; Insecta; Diptera; Culicidae
Gene: Rtel1
Product: regulator of telomere elongation helicase 1 homolog
Exons: 4
Coding region: 4-2922 (972 amino acids)
Biological process (GO): DNA replication; telomeric loop disassembly; negative regulation of DNA recombination
Cellular component (GO): nucleus
Molecular function (GO): DNA helicase activity; hydrolase activity, acting on acid anhydrides, in phosphorus-containing anhydrides; ATP binding
Source: RefSeq, a predicted model, not a curated record
ACCAUGCCGGAAUGCAUAAUAAACGGCGUGCCGGUGAACUUUCCGUUCGAACCGUACCCGUUGCAGAAAAACUACAUGGCCAAGGUAAUCGAGUGUCUGCAGAAUAAAAGUAAUGGCGUGCUCGAAUCACCGACCGGGACGGGUAAAACUCUCAGUCUGCUGUGCUCGUCUCUGGCGUGGUUGAUGCACAUGAAGGCCAAGUUACCAAAGUUCCAGCUUUCCUCCAGCGCUACACUCGAUACGCUGCAGCUGCCCGAGCUAAGCAACGCCAAAAACAGCAUGCUCGACCCGGAACAAUCACUCGCCCAGCAGGAACAGCGGCGUGAUGCAAAAAUAAAAAUUAUCUACGCUUCCCGCACCCACUCGCAGCUAUCCCAGGCAAUGCAGGAGCUUAAAAACACCAGCUAUCUGGGUGUACGGUCUAUCAUACUCGGUUCCCGCGAUCAGCUGUGCAUACAUGGGGAAAUUUCCAAGCAGGAUAGCAACGCCAUCAAGACGAUGAUGUGUCGGGAGGAAGUAAAGGCACGCAACUGCUCCUUUUACAACCGUGUCGAGUGGGCAAAGGAUCGUACGGAGGUUACCGUGUUGCCGGUGCUGGACAUUGAAGAUCUCGUCACGGUAGGGCGGAAAAUGAAAGCCUGUCCGUACUAUCUAGCGAAGGAGCUGGUAGAGCAGGCGGACGUUAUCUUUAUGCCGUACAACUAUCUGCUCGAUCCGAAGGCACGCAAAUCGAACGGCUUGACGCUACAGAAUACGGUCAUCAUACUGGAUGAAGCACACAACGUGGAGAAGCUGUGCGAGGAGAUCGGUUCCGCUCAGCUUCGGUCAUCGGAGAUUGCGGUUGCGAUCGAGGACACGUCCACCGUUAUUAAGGCGCUCAUGGAUGAGGGUGGUUCGGCCGCAAUGAGCGAGGACAAACCGUUCGACUUUACGCUGGACGAUCUGGUACUGUUGAAGGAAAUUCUACUCAACGUGGAGAAGGCGGUGGAUGAGAUACCGGUAAUGUUCUCGCAGGGUGGUAACACCCAACCGGGCACGUACGUGUUUGAGCUGCUGGAGAAAGCGAAUAUAAAGCUCGGUAAUGUGAAUGUAAUUUUACAACUGCUCAACUCACUAGUCACCUACCUUACUACAACCAUGUCGAACAAAUUCGUGCGCCGUGGUGCUGGCUUACAAGCGCUGGCCGAUUUCCUGGAGGUUGUGUUUGCCGGUAACAGUCCAGAGUACCGGCAAUCGGUCGAACGAUGCUUUCGCGUGCAUAUUGAGCUGGAGGAAACGAAACAGUCCACCAAAGGGAACGUAAAGCGUGCGGACGGUUGGACGGCAACGAAGCAAAACGUCCCAAAGCCGGCUACAAAAUCCACCUCGAAGGUCAUCAAUUUUUGGUGCUUUAAUCCGGGAUUCGGUAUGCGGCAGCUGCUGGAUAGUGGGACGCGUAGCAUCAUCCUUACCAGUGGUACACUCGCACCGCUGAAACCGUUCAUCAGCGAGCUGAAUAUGCCGGUUGCGGUGUGCCUGGAGAAUCCACACAUCAUCGACCGGAGCCAGGUGUACGUGAAGGUAAUAUCGCACGGUCCGGACCGGAUGGAGCUAAACUCAUGCUUUAAGAAUCGGUCCGACCCGCGGUACAUUUCGUCGCUCGGCCGUACCGCACUGUCCCUGUCCCCGCUCAUACCGGGCGGGUUGCUUAUUUUCUUUCCCUCCUAUCCGUUGAUGCAGAAAUGCUCGGAUGAGUGGCAAGCGGCAGGUAUCUGGGCGCAGAUAAAUCGCAUCAAACCGAUCUUUAUUGAACCGCGCGGCAAGGAUGCGUUCCUCGCGACCAUGGCCGAUUACUACGCGAAGGUGCGCGAACCGGGUGGCCGUGGUGCAAUCUUUAUGGCGGUUUGUCGCGGCAAGGUGUCGGAGGGGCUCGAUUUUGCGGAUGGUAAUGGACGGGCGGUCAUGAUUACCGGGCUACCCUUUCCACCGAUGAUGGAUGCCCGGGUGGUGCUGAAGAAGCAGUACCUCGAUACGAACCGAACGCGCGAAAAUGAGCUCAUCUCCGGCAAUGAUUGGUACGCGCUGGAAGCGUCACGUGCCGUAAAUCAGGCGAUCGGGCGAGUGAUACGCCAUAAGAACGAUUUUGGUGCGAUUUUGCUGUGCGAUUCGAGGUUUCAAAACCUUCGCCAACAGUCACAGCUGUCCGCGUGGAUCCAUGGCCAUUUGCGAGACGGUGAGCCGAACGGGGGAUCCACGUUCAAGUUCGGCACGGUGAUCGGUGAAAUGGCGCGCUUUUUCCGCAACAUGGCAAAAGUUGAAGUACAGGCGAAGGUGCGGGAUGUGUGCGCAAUUAAGCAAGAGUACGAUCCGUGCUGCAACACGAUCAAGCAUGAUCCGGACGCUAGUAGUAGCGGGCUAGUUACGAUGUACAAGCGCGAACGUAAGGAAAGCAACGAAUCGCGUCCCUCAUCCUCAUCCUCCGAAGUCGAUAUGAUAACGCGCAAAAAACGGAAAAUUGUGCUCGUACCGAACAAAGCGGUUAAAUACGAACCGAACGAUGGCGAUGGUGAGAAUCAACCAUCCAACCUCACGCAGGACGAGGACUCGCCGCGCGCUAGCGAAUUGGGUGCCUUGUCCAUAAAAUCGGAGCCGGAUUUAACAGUCGAUCUGGCAGAUGGCGGUGAGCGGAUCGCACCGGACAAUCGGGUCGAUUUUCUGCGCGUUGUGAAAUGUUCACUCAAUGUUAACGAUUACAAAACAUUCCUUCAGGCGCUAGCGUUGUACAACCAGAAUCGUGAUAUACACCACUUUAUCGAGCGGAUUUGCGUUUGUUUUCGUAAUCCCCAGUUGUGGUAUUUGUUGAAGGCGAUGCGACGAUUUGUUCGAUCGGAACAUAAGGACCUGUUCGAUGCACGUAUGGAGAAACUCACAGCAAACGGUUGA